GGACUAACAGAAUAGUUGACAGAUUUCAUCAUAUCAACUUCCUCAUAAGGCUUUGCUCCGGCAUUGAAUUCCGUCCCGGUGCCCAAGACCGACACCAAGGCCAAGACCAAGACCAAGCAUCAAGCAGCAAGCCAUGGCACAACGGCAUUUUAUAUUCCAAAUUCGAGGAUUCUGCAGGCGCCAGACUCCACAUCGCCCUCAUGUUGCCUGCCAAUUUGGGAGAGGAACUUUAAAGUGGUGGCGAGCAACAAGGUUCUCCAGGCUUUUGAGAGUUUGGCUGCCAUUGUACAGCGUCCUGGGCGAACGCCUUCCCACUGUCAGCAGAGAGAUACCUACCUACUGCGUACACUACCAUCGCAUAGCCGACGACCCGGCCAAAACUCAUGUUGAGCUUCCACCCAUGUUUGCUUCCCGUAUACGUCGCUUCACACCAACGGUACCAAAGGCUUCCUCCAUUGCAAGUAGCACCGCAGGUAGCGUGGGGAAAUAUAACAUCCUGAAUCUCAUCAGCAUCCCCCUUGUCCACUUCCUCUGCACUACAUUGAUAAAAUCCAUCUUGUUGUUUUCGGCUAUGGUUCCACGUUCAUUUCGCUAUUCCUCUCCGUAAACCCACCACUGCCCGUGGCAGGCAAAUCGUCCAUGAUCGGUCCAGUACACCGAAAACCGCCAGCCUGCCAAGUAAACGGGGUUUGUACAUGCAUAAAGCAGGUAGUAUUUAUGUACAAUAGAAUACGAAAGAUAUCCUGGCACUUACCAGGCACGCGCCAGCCCGCGCCUCUCUUGCCCUGCGUGUUAGGUAUCCCUUUGUCAGUUAAAACGGCGCUCGUU
This is a messenger RNA of Neurospora hispaniola, 828 nucleotides long. RefSeq lists its product as uncharacterized. The record is from RefSeq and is a predicted model, not a curated record. Lineage: Eukaryota; Fungi; Ascomycota; Sordariomycetes; Sordariales; Sordariaceae. The transcript has a single exon. Bases 134 to 607 code for a protein of 157 amino acids.